UUGUCUCUUAUCUCAUUGACUUUCUUUAUCUCUUUUGCUCUAACCUGUCUUUCUCCUUUUCAUCCUGUCUCUCUCCUCCCUUCUGCUUCCGAAAGGUCUGUUGCUGUUUGGUUCUCCUUUGUAAUCCUUAUUUACGUAUCUCUCUCUUCUCAUUUCGUUAAUUUCUUUUUCUCUUUUUCUAUCUAGUUUCUCUCGUUCAGCGCCUCAAACGGAAGCACUUCAAACCAACUGACUGAGUGACUGACAUGUGCCUUUCUCUCGCCUUCAGUCUAACGUGACGAGCAAGACUCCGAUUUUCAUGGUGCGUGGGCUGCCCUCCGGCCUGGCCCUCACCAUCCGCAUCUACGCCGCCAACGCCAAGGGCCGAUCCGAUGCCUCAGUCCUGCUCGCCAACACUGUGCCCGACCCGGCGGAGAAACACAUCCAAGCAGGAGUGAUCCAGGCAAGCGAGCUGCCGUCCACCAUGGAGCUGCACCCGUCUCUGGCCAUCAUCCUGGGCGUGGUGGGCGGCAUCCUGGUGGUGUUCGUGGUGAUCGUGGUGGUGAUGGUAGUGCGUCGGCCCAGGCGGGACAAUGCGCAGGGCCGCAUCAACCAGGCGGACUCCAGCAUCCAUAUUCUGAAGAAGGACGACAGCCACUCUGGACGCCUCGAUGUGGAUGAGAAGGACCCAGACGUGAUUCCCGAGACCAGAGGCAGCCGGGCGGAUCUGCUGGAGCGGCGCGGCGCGUGGCUGACGUGUCCCACCAUUUACGGAGAGAUGGUGGGCGGCACACCACGGACGCCAGCCACGAUCACGCUCCCCAGGAGCCCCCCCCACACCCUCGCCCAACACUUACCCAGACUCCGGCCACGUCACCCAUGCCACUCAUGCCCACGUCGAGCCAGUCCACGCCCAUGUUGAGUCUCAGCCGCACGCCCACCAGACGCCCCUACAUCCAGCAACAGCAGCAGCAGCAGCAGCAGGAAUACACGGCCUCGCCCCCGCCCAUCGACAUGCACCACUCCGUGUCCUACCACCACAUGCCCCCAACCUCCACCACCGUCCCCACACCCAUGUACACCCACGCCAUCCCCAUCUCCCACACUCAAACCUUGCCCCACCCUCGCUCAAACCACGGGCCGGGGCCACCACGCCCACACCGCCACGCUACAGCGGCGGAGCAGCCUCUUCAUGGUGAGCCUCGCGCAGGACACUCAUUGACCUUG
Molecule: messenger RNA, 1206 nt
Organism: Scylla paramamosain (green mud crab)
Lineage: Eukaryota; Metazoa; Arthropoda; Malacostraca; Decapoda; Portunidae
Exons: 3
Coding region: 299-901 (200 amino acids)
Source: RefSeq, a predicted model, not a curated record